AUGGGAAGAAUAACGAUGUUCGCGAUGAGAUUCUUUGCAUUGUCUUGCCUUGUGGGAUCACUCGUUAUCCUUCUUACUAGCUCUCAUUUCACAUCUUAUGAGCGUUUUCUCUAUUCAGACUAUCAGGUUAAUGAUAUUAAGUUUACCAAUUUUCACGUUUAUAUUUAUAUGCUUGUUAGUAUUGGCGUGGGAAUUGCAUAUAAUCUCUUCCAAACUGCACUAUCUCUAAGCAUUGGAGUCAGUUUGCUGGAUUUAUUUGGUGACAUGGUAAUAUCAAAUAUAUUAGUCUCAGGUGCAGCAGCAAGCUAUGGUUCUACAUUGGAGUUGGGUCGAACUAAUGACCUACAACCUUCUAGUUUCUUCAACAAGAUUUAUAUUUCUGCUGGUCUGUCUUUGGUGGCUACUCUCUUUACAUUAAUUUCUCUCAUUUCUGCACAUGCUGCACUUAGGUUUCCAGCUCAACCAAGGGAUUUGCCAACAAGCUUAAGGAAUUUAAUUAUUUAUGUGUUCAUCUUUUUCUGUUCAACGAUUACAGAAGGUUUGGUUAGUGGAGCGUUUCAAGUUGCGGCAGUGAUAGAAAAGUUGCCUCCUUCAUGGAUGGACUUCAAAAAUUACUUGAAACAUAAACGAAAGGAGAUGACACUGGAAGAUCUCAUCGUCCGGUUGAGAAUCGAGGAAGAUAACAAGGCAGCAGAGAAGAAGCCUAAUGGGAGACCAUAG
Molecule: messenger RNA, 720 nt
Organism: Lycium ferocissimum
Lineage: Eukaryota; Viridiplantae; Streptophyta; Magnoliopsida; Solanales; Solanaceae
Product: CASP-like protein PIMP1
Exons: 5
Coding region: 1-720 (239 amino acids)
Source: RefSeq, a predicted model, not a curated record